AUAUGUUGCUAUCUAUCUUUCAAACUGUAACUGAUAAUUUAGGCACCAACCCAACACUCACAAUUUAAGCUCUUCUCAAACUUUGAGGGAUGAACUCAGCAUUUCAGACAUUAACAGAGCCAAUUUUCGUUACGUGUCGCCAUUUUUUGGCGCCCAAACUGGAUUUUAUUUCAUUGGUUGUAGAAGAAGAAGAUUGAGCUUCCAAACUAACUCUCAGGUCCAUACAAGCGCGUGUGAUUAACGGUUAUUAAAGAUAGAGCAAGAAAAAUAGAGAUAUAUAAUGUCGUCCUCAAAGUAUGGACAAAGCUCGCUCAGAACUCAAUUAAUUAUCGUAACCAGGACCGAAGAAGAUGAUCCCAUGGAAUGGUAUGUUGCAGUUUCUUUUGUGGCUCGUGUGGCUGUUUUUAUCGCAAUUGUAGCAUUGCUCAUGUACAUUGUAUCUCUAAUCCUGAAAUACAUUGGAAUCUCCAACGAUGUGCCCAUAGUAGUAGAACAAGUGACCGCGACGGAGACUAACCGUCUACUAUCGAAAACCGUGAUUCCAUUCGCAUAUGGAGCAUGCGAAGAUGAUCCAGAGUCCGGAAAAUGCAGUUCAUCAUCGUCGAAUGAUUUGUAUGACGGAAAAAUAUGCAUAAUUUGCUACGAUGAGGAACGGAAUUGCUUCUUUGUUCCUUGUGGUCACUGUGCCACAUGCUACAUUUGUGCCCAGAGGAUUAUUGAUGAGGAAAUUAAGACGUGCCCAGUAUGCCGAAGAUUCAUUCGCAAAGUAAGAAAAAUGUUUGCUUCAGUUAAUUAAAUUUCUGAGUAAAGUUCCACCCUUUUCUUUGCUGUUUGUUUGGUUAGCGGCCAGAAGGAAAAAGAAAUAGAAAAUUUAUAAAAUUUUUAACAGUUUGGUUAACGUGAAAAAAAAAAAAUUCAGAAAAGUAUUCCCGCAAAAGUUUUCUCUAUCAAACAUGCGAAAAUUUUAAUUUUGCAUGAAAGUUGUAUCAUUAUAUAUUAGUUUCAUCUUAUACCCCUUUUCUCUUUGUUGUUCUCCAGACUCACAAAAUGUGAGUUUUCUUACACAAAUUAAUACUCCUAAUUUGGUUACAACUCUCCUACUCUUAUCCAUUCCGGAUAUGGCUCAACGGUUUACUCGCUGGACUUUGGAGCUUAGCAAACCCAAGGUCUGGAGUUCAAGUCCCGCUGGGUGUUCUUUGUGGCUAGCUUACGCUGCCCUUGUAGUGACUUACCCGGCCUGGUGGAGAGGCGCCCUUUCGCGUUUUCGGGAAAUAAUCAAGUUGUUGAGGAGCCCUAAGGGUUCGUGCCUUCCCAGACACUCCGAGUUAAGUAAAAUAAAAAAACUCUUUUACUCUUCAAAUUAAAAUUUUUCGCUAUUCCUAAUAUAAAAUGCAAACUUCCCAAAACAAUAAAUUAAAAAAAAAAAAAACUAUAUAAAGAAACAAAAUACCAAAUACGUAUCUGGACAUAUAUAUUUAUUCUGGACAUAUAUAUUUAUUCAUAAAUCCAAUUAUAUAUUUUUUUUAUUACUAUUAUUAUUAUUAAAUUCAUAAGUGUAAUUUAAUUGUAUAUAUUAUUUUACUGCUAUGAUUAUUAUUUAAUUGUAUAUACUAUUAUUAUUAUUUUACUAUUAAAUUCAUAAGGAUAAUUUUGACAUGUAAAAUCAUUUUUCUUGCACUCUCUUGCUAACCAAACUAAUUGAACAACAAUUCCUCACAAGUUUCAUCGAAAAAAUUCUUGUUAACCAAAUGUAUAAUAGAAAACUAAUUUUCUUUUCUUUUAUUUCACUUUCUUUUCUUUCACUUUCCAUCAUUAAUUUCUAGCUAACCAAAUGGACCUUGGGAAAUUUUCUUCAUUUGUAGAGAAAAAGAAAAUAAAAGAAUUAUUUGGAUUUUGCUAAUAAUUUAAAUUAAAAAAAAAAAAAAUUGAGUUAGAACUUAGCCAAACAUAAUCACAAUGGAAAAAUCAGCAUUUAGUUGAUGAUGAGAGUGAAAAGGCCAGCAUAGGCUGGCCCAAUCCAUCAAAAGCCAUAUUUGGGCCUAAUUAUGAGCCUGUCAUUGAUAUUAGAAAAGGUUUUGGUUCUGUAAUCACCAGAUAAAAAUGGGAUUUCAAAAUGGAAAAUGAUUUUUAGACCAAUCAGUUAAAAUGAUUUGCUUGAUGGACAAAUUUGAAUAUUCU
Messenger RNA from Cornus florida, 2178 nucleotides. RefSeq names its product E3 ubiquitin-protein ligase APD2-like. The record is from RefSeq and is a predicted model, not a curated record. The transcript is spliced from 5 exons. NCBI's taxonomy places the organism in Eukaryota, Viridiplantae, Streptophyta, Magnoliopsida, Cornales, Cornaceae. Bases 281 to 796 code for a protein of 171 amino acids.